Molecule: messenger RNA, 700 nt
Organism: Triticum urartu
Lineage: Eukaryota; Viridiplantae; Streptophyta; Magnoliopsida; Poales; Poaceae
Product: 10 kDa chaperonin, mitochondrial
Cellular component (GO): mitochondrion
Molecular function (GO): protein folding chaperone; ATP binding; protein-folding chaperone binding
Source: RefSeq, a predicted model, not a curated record
CAUAAAACCCUAAACCCCACCAUCCCCGGGAGGCGAAAAGCGAAGAGUGUGGAAGCGUCUCGUUCUCUUUUCUUGCUUGUUUCCCAAGAAGGAGAAGGAGAAGAGCGGCGGCGUCUGAUCUCGUCGGCGGCGGCGAUGGCGGCGAUUCGGCGUCUGAUCCCGUCCUUCAACCGGGUGCUGGUGGAGAAGGUGGUGCAGCCCAAGAAGAGCGCCGGCGGCAUCCUCCUCCCGGAGACCUCCAAGCAGCUGAACUCUGGUAAGGUCAUAGCUGUUGGCCCUGGCAGCCGUGACAAGGAAGGGAAGCUGAUCCCUGUUGCUCUCAAGGAAGGUGACCAUGUGCUCCUGCCUGAGUAUGGUGGUCUUGAAGUCAAGCUUGCUCCUGAGAAAGAGUACCUCCUCUACAGAGACGAUGACAUUCUGGGCACCCUCCACGAGUGAUUCAGAUGGUGCGGAAGUCAUCAGCUGCUUUAAUGCAGGAGGAGAGGAUGUUAGAGUCUCCAUGUUAUCGGAUAAACCUGAAGUAGAACUCUCUUUUAUGGUGUGAUGAUAGGUUUUUACCUCGAACAUUGCCAGACUUUCUGUCGUGAUGCAGUUCAGUAAACUUGCAGCUGAAGUGCUGCCUUAAUUUUCGUCAAAUUACUUCCCUGGCUGCUAAGCCUUGCGUUAUUUGGAUUAUUAUAAUAGUGGGUUCAUUGAUGCA